Molecule: messenger RNA, 1556 nt
Organism: Brassica napus (rape)
Lineage: Eukaryota; Viridiplantae; Streptophyta; Magnoliopsida; Brassicales; Brassicaceae
Product: transcription factor SRM1-like
Exons: 2
Coding region: 472-1335 (287 amino acids)
Molecular function (GO): DNA binding
Source: RefSeq, a predicted model, not a curated record
UUUAACAAUGGCAUUUUGACAUCUCUCUCCUUCCUUCCUCUGUCUCAUUCACCAUCCCUCUCUCAUUCAGCUUUUCUCGCAAUUCCAGAAAACCCAAUAAACCCCUAAUCUCUCCUCUUUUCAAAGUUGAAACCUUUCACUGCCAAUCUCUCUCCAAUACUCUGUUCUUGGCUUCUCUCUAGAAGAGUACGGCAAAGUUAUCUUCUCGUAGGGUUUAUUGACCCUUAUUUUUUUGCCAAUUCGAUUCAGUAGACGUAAAGGUUCCCUUUUGGAUUCUCCGUGAUUCUCUCUCGAUCUCCUUUAGUCUAUUUGUAUCCUCAGAUUUUUGAAUUGAAUUAAUCAAUUGGAGGAAUCUGAGUAUUUGAUAGUAUUGGGGAACGCUAAAGAUUCGAACUUUGGCUGGAAUCUCAGGUUUUGCAGUGGUGUUAAAGCUCAAUUCUAUCGAAUUUCAAUUGGGCUUUGAUUGCGAAGAUGAUUGUGGAGGAAGUUAGUGAUGGUUCUGUGUGGAGUAGGGAAGAUGAUAUAGCCUUCGAGAGAGCUCUUGCGAGUUAUACAGAUGAAUCAGAGGAGAAGUGGGAGAAGAUUGCUGCAGAUGUUCCGGGGAAGAGUGUUGAGCAGAUUAAAGAACAUUACGAGCUUUUAGUUGAAGAUGUUGGGAGGAUUGAAUCUGGAUGUGUGCCACUUCCUGACUAUGGUUCUCCUGAGGGAUCUAGUGGUCAUGGUGGUGAUGAUGGAGGAAGCGGUAAGAAAGGAGGGAAUAGUCAUGCGGGUGAGUCUAACCAGGGGAGUAAAGCGAAGUCGGAACAAGAACGACGAAAGGGUAUUGCGUGGACAGAGGAUGAACACAGGCUAUUUCUUCUUGGUUUGGAUAAGUAUGGGAAAGGAGAUUGGCGUAGCAUUUCUCGUAACUUCGUGGUAACAAGAACACCGACCCAAGUCGCAAGCCACGCUCAGAAGUACUUCAUUCGUCUAAACUCAAUGAACAAAGAUAGAAGACGAUCAAGCAUUCACGACAUCACCAGUGUUGGCGAUGCAGAUGUCUCAACGCCACAAGGACCCAUCACUGGUCAGAACAACAACAACGGUUCUACUGCUGUUGCUGGUGGAGCAAACAAAUCAGCCAAGCAAGCCGCCUCUCAACCACCACCAGGACCUCCUCCUAUGUAUGGAACACCCACCAUAGGUCAACCAGUAACUGGACCGCUGGUCUCAGCAGUUGGCACGCCAGUGAGCCUCCCAGCUCCACCUCACUUGGCUUUUGGAGUCUCUGGUGCACCAAUGAACAUGGGUCAGAUGCCGUACACUACGCCGCGUACACCAACUGCUCAUAGGUAACAUUGAAAGAUUGUAGUAGUGUGCUCUACGGGUUUAGGUGUAAGAAAGAUGUGUAAAGGAUUUAGUGAAAUAUUCAAGCUUGUUCCUUUUGAGUGAGGUUUUUUUUAUUUAUUACUUUAGUUUGUUGGGUUUUUUACGAUGUUCCAAUAAUAGAUUAAGAUCAUCAAAUUUCUUUUUGUAUGUGAAAACAAUAAUGCUUAUGUGCCAAAGAUUUGAAGCAA